AAACCAACUGUGUGUGUGUGUGUGUGUGUGUGUGGGCAGGCACAUGGGAGAUAAGUUGUGCGAUUGAGAUUGGAUGUGUGGACAGUAAUUAUGGUUUCCGUUGCAAGGCUGAAGAAUUAUGUGAUUGCAGGUCUUAGCGCUUGUGGGGGUGCAGCUAUAGUAUACUAUGGACUUAUUUUCGAUAGAAACAGGAAACAGGCCUUGCAGGCAGCUUACACGGAUAAUUUUACACCAAGUGUUAAAUGGGACAAAAACUGGGAUAGGAUGGAGCCAACCUCACUUGUAAAAUCUUCCAAAGGGAGUUCAGAUGACAAUAGGUAUAACGAGGAGUUAGAGAAACAAAAGUCAACUGCUACACGUAAUUUAAUACUGAUACGUCAUGGUCAAUAUAACCUAUCUGGCGAAACGGACGCCGAAAGAGUUUUAACUGAACUUGGAAGGAAGCAAGCAGCUCUGACAGGGCAGAGAUUGAAGGAACUUGAUAUGCCUUAUACGUGUCUUAUUCGCUCCACAAUGGCACGAGCUGUGGAAACUGCAAAAAUUAUACAUAGCUACUUGCCAGAUGUACCAGUGCAGGAUUGCAAUAUGCUGGAGGAGGGUGCGCCAAUACCACCGGAGCCACCAGUUGGACACUGGAAACCAGAAGUAUUUCAGUUUCAUCGUGAUGGUGCUCGAAUUGAGGGUGCAUUCAGGAAGUAUUUUCAUAGAGCCAAACCCAGUCAAACUUCGGACAGCUAUGAGAUCCUUGUCUGUCAUGCAAAUGUCAUUCGCUACUUUGUGUGCAGAGCACUGCAGUUUCCUCCUGAAGCUUGGUUGCGUCUGAGCCUGAACCAUGCAAGUAUUACAUGGAUUGUCAUCCGUCCCAGCGGAUUUGUUUACUUACGUUCUCUUGGUGACACCGGUCACAUGCCUGCAGCAGACAUUACAUCCACAUAAACUUUGAGAGGAGAAACUAGUUUUUUUAAGUGGAGUUGAUUAUUGUUGCUAUUUUUGGACUGAGCACAACUGUGGAAAAAAUAUGAUGUGUACUUUUGAUCUGUUUGCUGUGUAAUUAGAUUGUGUGAAGUGACAUUUUUUGUGUGUGUGAUAACCAGCUUUUUAAGGAAUCUUCAGACAUUUAGUGCCUGUUGUAGGGAAAUUUUUUGGGGUAUUAACAGAAAUGAGACUUCCACCUUCUAUUCUUGAGCUGCAUUUGUUUUUUACCAACAAAACAUAUUGAACAUUUUAGCACUAAAAUAUGGUGGUGUAUUUCAUUUGAACAUUUUGUGUGACAUUUGGAAUGUGUUAUUCACUGUAUAUUCAUUUAGUUAAAUUUAUUUAAAAUAUUGGACAGUUAGUAAAAUUAGAAAUGUUGUGUAUCGAAAAGACAACAUUGAAGAUGAUGAGGAUCAGUAGUCAUAGCACUGCCUAUCAUGCAGACCAUUGAGGCAAGUCACCAGACACCAACUUGAUGUGAAAUGAUGACUGAUGAAUAGGAUAAAACUGUUGGAAGACACACAUUGAGCUGCUUGAAAAUUUUAGUUAAUUUAUGUAAGAUUUACUCUGCAAGUCAAAUAGGCUUUCUUUGAAAAAUUUUACAAUGCAUAUGGCAACUAGACAGAUAUCCACUGAACAGAAAGGCUGAUUACUUUGUUUCUGUUACUAAAUAGUUCUCUUUAAAGCUGGAGAGUCAGAGAGAAGGUGUAUUUACUACCUCUUUCUAUGAUACGAGCAUAUAGUUUUGUACGUGCCCAUCAAUACCAGGAAUAUUGUUCUCAUAUUUCUUGUUCAUGUUGUUUAUCAUAUAUUGUCUCUAAUUAUGAAGUGCAUUAGUGUAGUAACAACCCUCCCAUCACAGGUUCUCGGUAUAUGCAUGAGUAAAGAACACAUUAGGAACAAUUCAUAUAGUUUUCUACUUCAGGUUAACUCUUAUGACACAAAAACAUUUGGAAGAAAUAUCAAUCCAAAUUAAAACACACUGAUUUCAUAUUGGAGUAAUGACAUAUGGUUUGAUCACAUUAUUUGCAGAAUGGUUCAAAGACAGGCUGUGAUAAGUAUACGUACUACUGCUGUAAAGCUUUAUGGUUUACUCUCAUUUGCAGUUACAAAUUUCCUCAUUCUGUGGUUCAAAUUGUCAGGAUCACGUGGUUAUACCAUGAAAGGUUUCAAAAGACAUUUUGUAAUGGCAGCUGCAUAUUAUGAAAGUAGUCUUUUUGUACAGUGUGUGACGUAGGAGAGGUAUGACAGAAUGAUAGGUUUACCUUGCUAUCAGCUGCUGUAUAGUACUUCAGUAGUGUAUGUAAAUGAAAGAUGUGGCAGUUAAAUUUGUGACCGAAUCCUAGAAAGUGAUAAAUGCUGGACUACUGAAUGUUAUUGGAAGUUAAACAUACUAGUAUUGGCAUCUUGUCAAACCUCACUUGCACAAAUUUGCAAUGACAUUUAUCAGAUGAGUGUCAAAGCACACAACUUUCGUGGUAGAAAUCCACAAUAGAAAGCUUCUUCACUCUCAAGUAUCAAAAACUCAGUAUUGAGAUUGGACCUGUUUCUUGUGGAAAACUGGAUGUUUCAUAAUCCAAAUACGUGCUUUAUUUUGGGAUGAUGGUAGUGUAAUUUGAGACAGUUUUUUUUGUAUUCAUAUCUAGUUCCAUUUCCUCCCUGUGAUUAGUGCAACCUACAUUUUGCUUUCAUUCUUCAGCAUGAAAUUGAAUUCUGACUCAUUUGAGAUUGGCCAUUUUAGUAACGGUGUACAGAAAUAGGCAAAAAUGAUGACUUUGGUUCAGCAACACAUCACAGCAAGUAGACAUUUAACCCAGUCAUGGAUUGUCACAUUUUUUUUCCAUUGCUAUCCAUGGAAGCGUGCGAUAGUGGGAGAAUGUAAUCUGCAGUUCUCUUAAGUUACCUGACAUGUCUUUGGAGGAAACUACUAUUUUCACUCCAUUUGGGAUAAAUUACAAAUGUUUAGAAACAAAAAGCAGUUGAGACACAACAGCAUUGUUGUUAAUAGCUUUUUGUGAAGAUGUAGCCCAACCGUUAACAGAACUAUUGCAGUAAAAGUAAUUUAUUUUAUUAUUCUGUUAUUAAAGUUGUAUUUGAAACAUUUCAUGUAUGAAACAAUAUGCUGUGGAUGAGAUAAUUUGUUAGAAAGAACUAGUCAGAAUAUGCUUUCACAUAUCAGUGCUCAGAUUGUCAAUGUUUCCAUUUAAAGUGAACUUUGUGGUAUUGAUGUUGUUUUGUGUUGCGAUAAAUACAUUUAAGUAUAGGUGAGGAAAUUAAGUGUGCUGUAAUAGAGGUUUUUAAAAUUCCAGCAUUGCCAUAGCAGUUUCAUGUUUAUGAGCUUUCAUGCUCCUGGAUUUGAAGGUAACUACAUUUUCAUAUUGCCCGUAUAGCAGUUCUAAAUUUUUCUUGUGUGUAAUGUCUUGCCAUUUUAGUAAUGUACAGUUUAUUUUCAGUUUUGUCUUCAAUUGUUCAUGUAUUUACUACUGCCCGUAUAGCAGUUCUAAAUUUUUCUUGUGUGUAAUGUCUUGCCAUUUUAGUAAUGUACAGUUUAUUUUCAGUUUUGUCUUCAAUUGUUCAUGUUUAUUUGUGUUUUUAAAUUAUGAUUUAGUAAUUUGUCUGAGAUCUUGUCAUUAGUCACUAGGAUUUAUUUUCAUCGUCAUCUCAUUUUGCAUGUUUAUGUGGAUUACAUUGUUUUCUGCAACUUUAUGAUGAGCUGAUGCUAUAACAGGUUUGAAAGGAACAUAGGACAUUAAGUAGAAACAUAUCUGUAACAGGACUGUGAUAAUAUAAUUUCAUCUACAAUAAGAAGGAACAGUGAUUCUGUACUGUGAUAAAGAAGUGUUACCUUUCAGAGCUGACUAGUGAGCAUCGUAAUUUCCUUACUAAAAAUCUGUAUUUUAGUGGCAAUAGUAUUACUUUCAGUACAGUAUUAUUCAUGUCAUAGUCGUCACAUAAAUUUAAUUUUUUAAAUAGUUCAUAUCAUCUAUUGGUGCUCCAAGAUUUACUAGGAAAAUUGCCUGAAAUCAUAAAGGUGCUCAGGACAUGUUCAGGACAUAUAUUAAACUGUGACUUUUUUGAUGCACUCUGUGGUAUUUUGUUGUAGAAGCAUAUGAAAGUAGUAUUGUGAGAAUAUAUCAGAAAUAAUGUGGAUUACUCAGAUUAUUGUUUUACAAACACAAUUUUACAGAUAUAUUUUUCACUUGUCAUAUAUGCAACGUUUUCCAAUCCAUAAUUUUAAUGUGUGAAUAGCAUAAAUUGCAUUUUAUGUGUUUCUGACUUUUGUACUGACUUUUAUAUAUAUAUAUAUAAAUUAAUUAAAUUAGAAAAUAUAUGCUGAAAUAUUUAUGGAA
Schistocerca serialis cubense is the source of this 4325-nucleotide messenger RNA. RefSeq names its product serine/threonine-protein phosphatase PGAM5, mitochondrial (gene Pgam5). Gene Ontology annotation, biological process: positive regulation of mitochondrial fission. The record is from RefSeq and is a predicted model, not a curated record. Gene Ontology annotation, cellular component: mitochondrion. Lineage: Eukaryota; Metazoa; Arthropoda; Insecta; Orthoptera; Acrididae. The coding region runs from base 91 to 936 and encodes 281 amino acids. The transcript is spliced from 5 exons.